This is a messenger RNA of Ectocarpus sp. CCAP 1310/34, 1248 nucleotides long. Lineage: Eukaryota; Phaeophyceae; Ectocarpales; Ectocarpaceae. The record is from the annotation of a GenBank genome assembly.
AUGCCGCAGGGCGCCAACGCAAGUCCGUCUUGGUUCGUCAAGGUCAUCAACAGAGUGGUGCACGGUCUGGAGCGUGUGCUUGCUUAUCUGGACGAUGUCCUCUGUUUCGAUGAGGAACCUCUGGGACACGUGCUAAACUUGAUCGAGUUCUUCAAACGACUGCGACAGUACAACCUCAAACUUUCUCCAGGGAAGGCUCGCGUCGGCGCCACGCACGCCAACUUUCUCGGUUACACCAUCUCUCCGGCAGGUGUUAGCCCUGAUGGCGUUAAGGUUAGGGCGCUCACGCACAUACCGCCGCCGACGAACGUUAAGCAGCUUCGGAGCCUUCUCGGUGGACUCAGAUACUACUGGAAAUUCCUCAAGAAUCUCACCACCAAGGUGCGGCCUCUCAACUCUCUUCUCAAACAAGGCGUUCCCUUCAAGUACAUGCCGGGCAUGGUCAAGGUUGUCAAAGCGUUGUUAAGCGAACGCGCUCGCCCCCCGAUUUUGGUCUUCCCGGAUUGGGCAGCAAUCGAGGACAACAGGCGUCCUCUUUGUUUGUGUUUCGACGCGUGUAUCGACGGUUUUGGCGCCUCCUUGGAACAAGAACAGCUCGAUGGCUCGGUGAGACCCAUCGUGUACAUCAGCCGCGCUUAUCUUCCUGCGGAGCGUAACUGGACCGUUUUGAAUCUGGAGGCUGGUGGCAUUGUUUGGGCCAUCAAACGCCUUCGCGGAUAUCUGUGGUCGACCAAGUUCAUCAUCUAUUCAGACCACAAAGCCUUGGAGAGCAUUGGCAAGGUUGUGGAACACAACGCUGGGGUGCAACGAUGGCUCGAAUUCCUGUCCAACUUCCCCUACACCCUAAAAUAUAGGAAAGGUCCGGCAAACGGCAACGCGGAUUUUCUUUCGCGGUUGCCUUUACCAGCACAAGACACUGACAAAACCGGCCCCGACUGCAUUCAUGGUGUCGAUCAAGCGGGUGUUUUCCUCAUUUGGGCUUGCGGGCGCAACUUUCACUCGUCACCUACACCGGAGGUCCCGCUCGACAAACAAGACCACCCGGACCGCCGCGCGUCUGCUGCCGCCAUCCGCAACGCCGGCAUCGGCGUUUUCGUCGACUGCUCUCGCGCCACCGGUUUCUUCGCCGUCAGCGGCGCGCCCUGCAUCCCCGGCUUCGCCCUCUCUACAGGUUUCGCCAGGGACUUCGCCCCUCACGAUGUCCCCUUCGCAGACAUCACCACGGACUGCGGCUGCCCCAGUCGCUGA